AUGUUCUAUCUGAGUAAUAAAAAACACAUAAAGGAAUUUCUCAGCUAUUGCAAAACAAAAUGUUUUAAUUCACUACUAAUUAAUAAGAAUGAUUAUUUACUCAAAGAAAACGCAACUUGGAAAAGUAACUUAUAUCAUCUGUACAAGAAAAGGGACAUAAAUCCUUUUGUGGAAUUAAUAAAAGCUUCUCUUUUCAUAUUUAAAAGAAAAUACCUAAGGAAUAAAGUAUUAUCAGAUACAAAUAGGAAAACAUUUAAUUCUUAUGAACAUAACAGUUUACUGUACUCAGAUAGUGUAUACAAAGAAAUUUUACUCUGUAUGAAAGUACUGCAUUAUAAGGAGGAAGAAGUUGAUCGUGACUUAAAUAAUCUACAUGAUCAUUUUAAUACAAUAAAAAGUGGAAUAGACCCAUAUAUGUUAUGUGAAAAUAAAAUUAAAAAUAUUGACGAAUAUAUAUAUAAUAUCAUUAAGACAGAUUACAAUAAUAUCGAUGAAUUUAUUACAUAUAUUUAUUUAUAUCAAGGAAAAAAAUUUAGAGUUAUUUUAAGUAUUUUAUUAAAAAAUAUUUUAUCCUAUGUAGAUAAUAAUAUAUCUUCAAAAAAUAAUUUUAAAUUUAGAAAUAUUCAAAGAAAUAGCUCUAAAUUAAUUGGAAGUAGUAAAAAUUCUUUAUCAAAAAAAAAAUUAGCCAUUAUCAAUUCACCAAUUAAUAAUGUAUCAAAAAAAAAAAUAGUAGAAAAUCAAAAUAAAAUUAUUGCCGCAUCAGAAAUUAUCCAUAUGGGUUCUCUAUUGCAUGAUGAUGUAAUUGAUGAAUCAACUAAAAGAAGAGGAGCUUUGGCAUUACAUAAAAAAUAUGGAAAUAAAAUAUCAAUCUUAUCAGGUGACUUUUUAUUGGCUCGUGCAAGUUCAGUAUUUGCAGGUACAGGAUCUCCAAAAAUUUGUAGAAGGUUUGCCUAUGUUGUAGAAAGCUUAAUAAAGGGCGAAUUCUUGCAAACAAAUUUGAAAUAUAGAAAUAUAGAAGACGCACUAAAAACAUAUUUUAUAAAAACAUUUCAUAAAACAGCGUCUCUUUUUUCUCAUUUAUUUGCUUGUAUAGCUAUUCUUUCUUUCAAAAAUGAAAAAAUCACUGAGUUAUGUUUUAAUUUAGGAUUACAUAUAGGUAUGGCAUUUCAGUUAUAUGAUGAUUACUUAGAUUAUAAAGUAGAUUCUAAUACUAAAACACCUAUAUUAAAUGAUUUAAAAAAUAACAUAAAAACUGCUCCAUUAUUAUUUAGUUAUAACUACAACCCAGAGAUUAUAUUAUCAUUAAUUAAUAAAAGAUCUCUUACAGACAGUGAUAUUAAUAAUAUAUUAUUUUAUAUUAACAAAACAAAUAGUAUGAAAAAAAAUGAAUUAUGUUCUUUAUUACAUAUAAAAAAGGCUUCUGAUAUUUUGUCUUCACUCAUUUCUUAUUGCAGAACUACGAGAAAUGUGGAAAUAGCUAAUUCUGAAAAAAACGAAAUAAAUCAGAGUAGGGAAGCUUUAAUCAACUUAGUAUUAAAUAUAUUAUCACGUAAUACAAAGUAA
Plasmodium malariae is the source of this 1563-nucleotide messenger RNA. It is a transcript of the gene OPP, whose product is annotated as octaprenyl pyrophosphate synthase, putative. The coding region runs from base 1 to 1563 and encodes 520 amino acids. Gene Ontology annotation, cellular component: transferase complex. Gene Ontology annotation, molecular function: prenyltransferase activity. The transcript has a single exon. The record is from RefSeq and is a predicted model, not a curated record. Lineage: Eukaryota; Apicomplexa; Aconoidasida; Haemosporida; Plasmodiidae. Gene Ontology annotation, biological process: isoprenoid biosynthetic process; ubiquinone biosynthetic process.